AUGGGUCCUUUCCACUGCCGGCCCCAAGCGCCAGGGUCUGGGGCCUCCCUGGGGGAUGCCCACGUGCCCACCCGUGGAAGCCAGGCCCUGAAUGACCGCUGGCAAGGCUGGGGAGUGUACGGAGCUGAGCCCACUGCUUGGCCUGGAGAGAGCCCCUGGGCCCUACUGGCCACCAGGGGACCAGAUGCGGACCUCACCAUGUACUCAGGCCACAACACCUGUGACCCAGGGGGAAGGAAGCAGGGCCAGGGCGGCUGCAGCCUCAGCUGUCCUGGCUUUGGGUUUGGAGGAGUUGCAGUUAAGACUGGACAGGCAGGAGGAGGCAUACUCAGGGCCACCACGGAGGGUGGCUUCACGGGCGAUGAGUACCAGGAGCACCUCCUGCCCCAGGAUUACUUGGCCACCUACUAUGACUUCGACGGUGGCCCCUCACCCAAGAUUGAGGUGCUGAAGCUGAACCUGGAGCGUCUCCACAAGACCUUCGGCCCCAGAGGCCUCCAAGGGGACACGCUGAUUGAUAACCGCUCAGGUCCUACCACCUACCAAGCCCUUGCCGCCUGCGAGUCCUUCGGAGACCUCACUCUCUCCGACUUCACUGAAUGUCACCGUGAGGAGCUGCGGAAAUGGCUGAGGAAGGAACCGGGGGCCCAUGACUGGACUCCGGCAGUGAAAUUCACCUGUGAGCUGGAAGGGAACAGCAGCCGGUGGCAGGAGAAGGAGGAGAAGCUGAGGGCCGUGGUGAAGCGAGUGCUCGAGUGCAAUGUCCACCUGGGUAACCCACUGGCCCAGGCUGUGUUGCCUCCCGCUGACUGUGUGCUCACCCUGCUGGCCUGGAUGGAGUGCACCUGCUGUAGCCUCAGCGCCUACUGUGCUGCAUUGUGCAACCUCACCUUGCUGCUCAAGCUUGGUGGCCACCUGGUGACCAUGGUCAUGCUUGGAUCUCUCUCCUCCUAUGUGGUGGGGAAGCGUGAGUUCUCCUGCAUGGUCCUGGAGAAGGAGGAGGUGGAGCGGAGUGACGCUGGCUUUGACAUUGGGCAGCUCCGGCAUAGUUCCCAGAGCUACUCAGCCACCAGCACUGCCAACAGCGGGGUCUGCUUCACUGUGGCCCGAAAGAGGCUUGGGCUCUGA
Molecule: messenger RNA, 1128 nt
Organism: Lemur catta (Ring-tailed lemur)
Lineage: Eukaryota; Metazoa; Chordata; Mammalia; Primates; Lemuridae
Gene: INMT
Product: indolethylamine N-methyltransferase
Cellular component (GO): cytosol
Molecular function (GO): amine N-methyltransferase activity; N-methyltransferase activity
Source: RefSeq, a predicted model, not a curated record